Anarrhichthys ocellatus (wolf-eel) is the source of this 8027-nucleotide messenger RNA. RefSeq names its product ecotropic viral integration site 5b (gene evi5b). Gene Ontology annotation, molecular function: small GTPase binding; GTPase activator activity. Lineage: Eukaryota; Metazoa; Chordata; Actinopteri; Perciformes; Anarhichadidae. The transcript has 24 exons. Gene Ontology annotation, biological process: regulation of GTPase activity. The record is from RefSeq and is a predicted model, not a curated record. Bases 4418 to 7831 code for a protein of 1137 amino acids.
UGUUUUUUUUUCGGGCUCUGACUAAGUACUGGCGUGAACACUAACUCAUAAAACGAUUUGGAAGUUACCACUGUAUCAGUUCAAGUGAGUUGUAUGACAUUACGUCGAGAAAGUAGACGGUGUCAAUACCAAACUCUUGCAUUUGGCUAGCGCAAUAUUAGCUUUUGUCACAGGUUUCCAGUCAAGCUAUUGUAAGUUUAGCUUACAGUUGGAAAAACUAGCUAAUUAAUUGGCUUGCGAAGGGCUCCAGCUAUCGCCUGGAAAGAAAAUAUAAUUCGGUUGGAUGAGUUUUUUUUUUUUCUUCUUCUUAGCAAUGUCGAGUUAACUUACCGAUGUAACUAUUUAACUCUACUGUAAGCCUCGUGGAGCUCGCCAACGUCGGAGCUUUCUGAGAGAAAGACGCUGUAUACUGUUGCAUUUGAUGCUAGAUCUCCAUUUCAGCUCACUACACAAGCGAGCCAUAGAAGGAUCUUCUCUGUGUCCGACGCAUCGCUCCUCUGUUCACUGCCUGUAAACCAAAUGUUUUUGGUGAGAGCAUGAUGUGUGGCCCCAGCAAAGGGUUUAAACUGCUCAGCAGUGGCAUUGGCGGUGUUCACGUGAAGGAUAUAUUUAACUCAAACUCCCGAGAAGUGACCUGCAAGUUACAACAACGCGGCUCUCGGGCCAGAGAUUUACCCAAAGUUUAACUACUUAACUGCAGAAAGUACUUCUUACUCGACUGUCAUGAAGUAUUACAGUAAGCCACACCAGGUCUGAUUAAUAUAUGUGAGGACACGGUCGUGAGAGAGUAAAGGAGGUUUUUGGUUAACUUGAUGAUCAUGACUUGAACACUACUCGCAGCAUGUUGAUCCAGUGAACUGGGAAAAUUGGGCUAUUUGUAUGCAGAGCCAAACCAAUGGCAACCAUAAGGAUCCAUUAAAUGUAAUGUUAUACUGAUAUUAGAUUCCUCACCUAAAACCUCACCUUUUAUGAACUCAGAAGCGUGAAUCCACAUUGUGCUCUACCAAUGACUAGAGCUAAUAGAAGAAGAAGAAGAAAUUUAAGUAUUUAGUCCUCCCAAAAGGAAAUUUAAAAAAAAUAACCCUUCAAUGUAUUUGGUUGAUUUCAUAUAAAUGUAUUUUUGUUGUCAGAAUUCUCUCAGUGCUUAGCUUAUCAUGUAUAGUGACACUUCUAUCAGUGUAAAACUCAUGUGAGACUAGAGAUGGCCAUGAAGCUGCGAUGGAAACCUUCACAAGCUUUACUCUGACCCCCAACCUCAGUAUGGUUGCUGAGAAACAUAUCGUGCUUCAGGGAGUAAUAAUACAUCUUUUGGAACUAAGAAGGGAGCAGAAGAUUUGCGUGUAAGCCCGUAUGUUGUUUGGUUUGUAUCUACUUUUCAGUAGUAUUAUUUGAGAGGUAUCACAAACAUAAACAACAAUAAACAGCUGAGUGACUUUAAGAAGUCGUGGCAUCUGUCAAACAAAGUGAGUGCAAGUGAAAGAAGUGAGCCUUUCAAGUAAUGCCACAUAUGGGCAUAUCACAGGAAGUAGUCUGUGGAAGACCAAAUGCCAGUCACUGAUGGAGACAAUGGAGUUUGCACACUCUUUCCCAGCAGAAUGCUUAGCCAAGUAGUUGGUGUAUUAGAUUGACAUUAGCUGUCACUCCCACAGAAUAAACUAGCCAAGCCUAAAAUGUAUGUGUUGGUGUUAUUGAUUAAAACUUCUUCUUUUAAUAAGGCUACUUUUUGCAGUGCAGGGUUUGCAGGCCAAGUGUAAAAUAAUAGCCGGUGUCUUUCGCUCUCAUUAUGUGGCUGCAUCAUGAAGAAUGGCCUUCAGCAAGACCAUUGAGAUGCUGAUUGUACUCUGGGAAAAUGUGAGCUUCCUUCUGUGUGUGAAGUGAAAGGCCUUUCUACCUCUGUGUCCGUGUGUCAUUGUCAUUGUAAAGUCAGGCCUGUGUUUUAAUACCCUCACACAGCUCAUGGACGGCUUGUUUCCCUGAAGACAGACUCUCCUGCUGGGCACAGACAAUUGUGUUCUUCUUCUUCACUGCCUUGAAAUAGCAAUAUGAAAGAGAAGUAAAAGCGAGAUGAAUUAAGUCUUAUUUUUCACCUCAGAUGAUGACUUUAAAAAGACUUCUACAUUUGUCCUGGCUUAAGAGUUUAUGACAGUUUUCUUCCCCCUGGUCUGUCUGACAGCACUGUGAGCUAUCUGUUGGGUGCCGUGCAUUUUGAAUUGGGGGGAAAAAGGAAACGCGUCUCUGUUCUGCCUCUGGUUUUUCUCAGUUCCCCAAUCGUCUUGAAGUUGUUUCGCCGAGGCUUUCUUCUCGCCUUGCUGUGCGUUUCAUUAGCUAUGCGCGCUGCGUCUCAGGGCCCCUUUGAGUUCUUUGACAAACAAAAGUAGAAACAAUCUCCUGUAUCCAGGAUUUACAGGGAAGCCUUGCUUCAGUUUGCCGGGCUUGCUAGAAGAAAUGUAGAUUUCUUUUUUGCUGCUCGUAUUUUGGUCCCUGAAUUAGUUUUCAGGACAUUUUUAGUCUGCUUAAAAGAAAACUACAAUAAGGCACACUGGUAUUUGUUUCUUUCCCCAAUGUUUUAUAAAUAAGUAAGCCAAUUAAUAAGGUUAAUUAUCAAUGAGGUACAUCAUUAAUCAGACCUAAUAAGAGCACAUAAACAAGGUCCAGGCUGUACCUCCACUUGGUUCAUCAUUUCUCUCCCCAGUUAGUUCUGCUUGGCAUCCCACAUCAUGCCCUUACUACUACUUCUUUGCUUCCAGAGAGAGAUUACAGACACAAUGCUAGCUUUCCUCACUGAGGCAACAAAAAAGAGUUGGUGGAGUGAAAACAAACUCUUUUUUCAGGAUCAGUUUUAUAUUAAUGUUCACAUUUACCAACAUUGUUAAUUCUUUUCACACAAAGAAUUCACUUUCAAUAUCCUUUUUAAAAUGUAAUAAUCAAGUUAAUUGCAGUUAUGUGUAAGUGUAUUAUACGAUUAGAUGUCCUGCAUUUAUUGUGCCAGUCAGGUGAAUCUAGUCGCAGUGUGACUCUGUCGUUUCUUUGUAAACUCAAUUAUGUAUUAAUGAAUUUGACUCCCGUAAUUGCUUUUGCUGUUGAGAUGGACAAAUGUGCUGAUGGCCUUCUGAGUCAGAGUGCACCGCACACACACACACCCAUGACAUAUUCUGUCUCUGUGAGCAGCGUAUGUCUGGUGCUAACUUUGUUACAGGCAGUCGGAGUGAGUAAAUGCAACCUGUGUUUUCACAGUAUCGGGGAAAAAAAAUAUACAAUGAAAUGUAUUAAAAUAUAUCUACGUACAUAUUCUGCAGACCUUUGUUGCUCUUCCCUACAAAGUGAGUGUUGCCUUCUAUAGCCUAGUUGUCAUCAUGGUGUCAUCUCUCCAGGCUCAUGUAAUGCAGCCAGCCUGUAGGGUCUACAGGAUGUGGAUCUGUUGGUUUAGCUGCCUGUCAUGUCAGCUUGUUGAUGAAGGUCGGUAAAUAUGCUUCAGACAGGAUACUUUGGGAGAGGGCAAUGACGCACAACUACUGUUGUAAGUACUGUCCCCAGUUGGAAUAACACCUGGGACGUUUAUCUUCUAUGCGUCAUAACCACUGGGCCACAAGGGCGCCUGGUACACUGCAACUGGUUUGAUUUAAGAAUGAGGACAUAGUCAUUUGUCCUGUUGCCUAUUCCUACACACACUUCUCAAGAUCGCUAUCAAUUGUCCUCAUCGUCCAAAACUGUUCUGUUACGGUACCCUAUAUCUACAUCUACAAAGCUGUUAAACAGAUAAAUAAACAGUAAAGUCACUCAGUGUUUGUGUGCAGGAGGGUUAAAAAAAACCUGAGCUCAGCUAUUUUCAGUCUGUACUAUAGCACAUUCCUAUCACCACAUUGACCACGAUCCUUUCCUCCUCCUUUGUUUUUUCUGAUACUCACAGAAAAGUGACUCAUCGUUAUAGACACAGUAAGAUGCAUGAUAUGUUCAGUAUCCUGCCUGGUGGCAGUCUUCAGACUUCCUGUUGGUUUGAAACCAAAGGCAAAUCAUUUUUUUAUCAGGUGUGAGGUGAGUUUUUGCUGAGCGCAGAGGUCCACUUCCCGUUGUACGCUGAUUUAGAAAGAAGUGGUAUAAUCUUUAGUGGAGCACUUUGACCCUUCCUGACAGUGUGAUCAGCAGAUGACUACAGAGCAGUGGCCGAAGGUCUGACGAGUGGAUUUCUGUCAGGAUAGAACUUGUUUCUGACAUUUCAAUUUAAUGGUUUUUUUUUCAUUUCUAGUAGUGGUUUUCUCUUAAUAAAUACAUACUGGACUUCCUCAUGGAGUAUAUAAGCAGCUGAAAGCCAAUGAUUUUGGAUUAUUUGGAGUAGCAGGUGGCGACAGACAAGGUUGCUUUUAAGCUGAGUUCUACUCUCUCAUGGGUGAAGAACUCGGUGUCCCACACGGUCAGUCAGAUGGCUAGCCAGGUGACCACGCCCACGUCCCUGCAGACCACCGCCACCUCCUCUUCCACGUCUCUGUCCUCGCCUGCCCUCUCGCCGUCCUCGCCGGCGCCGAUUAGUCCCGACGAUGUGGAGCUGCUGGCCAAGCUCGAGGAGCAGAACAGGCUGCUGGAGACAGACAGCAAGUCGCUGCGCUCCAUGAACGGCUCCAGGCGAAACAGCGGCUCCUCCCUGGUGUCCAGCUCCUCUGCCUCCUCCAACCUCUCCCACCUCGAGGAGGACUCGUGGAUCCUGUGGGGACGAAUCGUCAACGAGUGGGAGGACGUGCGCAAGAAGAAGGAGAAGCAGCUCAAGGAACUUGUCAGAAGUGGGAUUCCUCACCACUUUCGGGCAAUAGUGUGGCAGUUGUUGUGCAACGCCCAGAACAUGCCCGUCAAGGAUCAGUACUCCGAACUCCUGAAGAUGACGUCGCCCUGCGAGAAGCUGAUUCGCAGAGACAUCGCGCGCACUUAUCCCGAGCACGAAUUCUUCAAAGAGAAAGACAGCUUGGGCCAGGAAGUGCUCUUCAAUGUCAUGAAGGCAUAUUCUCUGGUUGACCGUGAGGUUGGCUAUUGUCAAGGGAGUGCAUUCAUUGUAGGACUGCUGCUCAUGCAGAUGCCAGAAGAGGAGGCUUUCUGCGUGUUCGUGAAGUUGAUGCAGGAUUACAGAUUACGAGAGCUCUUCAAACCCAGCAUGGCUGAGCUGGGACUCUGCAUGUACCAGUUUGAGUAUAUGAUCCAGGAACAACUGCCGGAGCUGCACAUGCAUUUCCAGGCUCAGAGCUUUCACACGUCCAUGUAUGCCUCCUCCUGGUUCCUCACCAUCUUCCUCACCUCCUUCCCUCUGCCCGUCGCCACAAGGAUCUUUGACAUCUUCAUGUGUGAGGGUCUGGAGGUAGUUUUCCGCGUGGGACUGGCCAUCCUUCAGAUGAACCAGACCGAACUCAUCCAACUCGACAUGGAGGGAAUGUUACAGCACUUCCAGAGGGUCAUCCCACACCAGCUGGACAGCGGGCCGGAUAAGGUCAUCCUGGCUGCUUAUCAAGUUAAAUACAAUGCCAAGAAGAUGAAAAAGUUAGAGAAAGAAUACACUACAAUCAAAUCUAAAGAGAUGGAGGAGCAGGUGGAGAUAAAGAGGUUGCGGACAGAGAACCGGCUCCUGAAGCAGAGGAUAGACACACUAGAGAAAGAAAGUGCUUCCUUGGCAGAUAGAUUGAUACAGGGACAAGUGACUCGGGCUCAGGAGGCAGAGGAUCUGUACCUGGUCAAGCGGGAGCUGGCCACAGUCAAACAGCAGAGCGAGGAGGCCAGUGCUCAGCUGGAGCAGGCCAAGACAACCACCAGGCAGCAUCAGCCGCACGCGAAGGGAGCCCCUCGGUACUCCGAGGAGGCCGUCCUGCAGCUGGAGAGAGAGCUGGUGCAGGCCCGUCUGAAGGAGGCGGAGUCUCAGUGCGCUCUCAAGGAGAUGCAAGACAAGAUCCUGGAUAUUGAAAAGAGGAACACGUCGCUACCAGAUGACACCAAUGUGGCACGUCUUCAAGAGGAGCUGAUCGGGGUGAAGCUGAGAGAGGCGGAGGCUCUGACCGGCCUGAAGGAGCUGAGGCAGCAAGUCAGAGGCCUGGAAGAGCACUGGCAGCGUCACUUGGCACGCACCGCUGGUCGCUGGAAGGACAGCUCCAGGAAGAACACCUUGAGCGAGCUGCAGGACGAGCUGAUGAGCGUGAGGCUACGUGAGGCCGAAGCCCAGGCAGAGCUGCGGGAGACACGGCAGAGGAUGCUGGAGAUGGAGACACAGAAUCAGAUCCACAGUAACCAGCUGCGACGGGCGGAGCAGGAGAGUCGCUGUCUCCAGGAGUGUGGGCAAACACUGACGGUGCAAAAUAAAGACCUGCUUGGGCAACUGCAAGAGAUCAAGCGGAGACAAGCUGAGAUUGAGUGCAAGAGUAAGGAAGAGGUGAUGGCAGUGAGGUUGCGGGAAGCUGACAACAUUGCUGCGAUGGCUGAACUCCAGCAACAGAUCUCAGAGCUUGAGAUUCAGAAAGAAGAAGGAAAGGUCCAAGGCCAGCUGAACCACACCGACUCGAGCCAGUACAUCCACGACCUCAAAGACCAGAUAGCAGAGCUAAAACACGAGUGCACUGAGCGGAGGAGUCUCUGCAGUGACACCUGUCCGCGCAACACCUGGCAGACGGUGUGCGCAUGCUCCGUCGUCAGGUUGACAUCUGUUAAAGCACUUGGACCCCGCACCUCUCCACCAGUGGAGAUCGAGUCUUUGCAGGGUUCAGAGCGAGCAGCAGCGUCCACCCGCGAGGUCUCCUCUCUACACACAGCUGGACUAUUUCUCUGUUCUUCGGCCGCUCUCAGAUCAGAGAUGCCUCGCUCCUUCAUGGUGAAGAGUAAGAAGGCGCACAGUUACCACCAGCCCCGGAGUUUGGAGGAUGAUAACAGCAGGCUGGACACAAUACUGGCGCACAUUUGCUCAGAAGCAGAUAAGUUCCAAGAGGACUCCGACGGGUCGGUGGACAGGUACGACCUCUCUCCGGACUCCCACCUGGCCGACGCUGCGGAUUUCUCCCCGAAGUCGCCGCUGAGCUGCGCCGACAGUUUGUGCGGUCGCUCCCCGGACUACGAGGACUUCUGGAGGCCUCCGUCCCCCUCUGCGUCCCCAGUGGAUUCUGAGAAAUCCCUCUCCCCUCUGGUGGAUGAGACGCAGCCCUUCGCCAUUCCCUUCCGGCCGUACGCCUGGAGCAGCUACCAGGCGCCGGGGCUCAGGCCCCUGGUGCAGCAUAACCUCCACCCAGGCAUGGAGGUGGAAAGGGGCCCGGCGGCGUUGGCCUUCUAUGGGGACAGGAGCGCCUACUCGGCCCUGUACGCAGACCGGACCCUGAACGAGGAGACGUACGGUGACUACAGGAGGCACACUGCUGCUCUGCUGUUCCCCGAGGGAGGCCUGAACGGGAAAGCCCACAACGUGAAGGCACAAUCUGACCUGCUGUGCUCCAGUCUGAUCCUCAAUGGCGCUUAUAAGUGCAUCAAGUGCAGUAAGGUGUUUUCCACUCCGCACGGUUUGGAGGUCCACGUGCGCAGAUCGCACAGUGGUAUCAGGCCGUUUGCGUGCGAAAUCUGCGGCAAAACCUUCGGACACGGGGUCAGCCUGGAACAACACAAAGCCGUGCACUCUCAGGAAAGGAGUUUCGACUGCAAGAUAUGCGGUAAAAGUUUUAAGAGGUCGUCCACUCUGUCGACGCACCUGCUCAUCCACUCCGACACGAGGCCGUACCCCUGCCAGUACUGCGGGAAGAGGUUCCACCAGAAGUCCGACAUGAAGAAACACACAUUUAUCCACACAGGCAAGUGGAGAAAAGGCAGACCUCAAUGCAACACAUAAUACAGUGUUGUUUUUAAGUGUGGUUUCUAGUGUUACUUAAAGAAUCUGUGCGUAACUUGCGCGUACAAGUCCCAAAUCAGCCCGAUGUCCACGAUAUAUUUCAGCUUAUGUUCAUUAACAAUACAAAAAAAUAACCUAUUUAUGUGUUUCCUAAUUGUGUUGUCCAGGUGAGAAGCCACACAAAUGCCAGGUGUGC